Molecule: messenger RNA, 1340 nt
Organism: Manis pentadactyla (Chinese pangolin)
Lineage: Eukaryota; Metazoa; Chordata; Mammalia; Pholidota; Manidae
Gene: CTSH
Product: cathepsin H
Exons: 12
Coding region: 63-1061 (332 amino acids)
Biological process (GO): immune response
Cellular component (GO): lysosome
Molecular function (GO): cysteine-type endopeptidase activity
Source: RefSeq, a predicted model, not a curated record
GCCCCGCCCCCGCCCGCCCGCCCAGUCCCGCUUCCCGCCGCGACCGGACCGCCGCCGCCGCGAUGUGGGCCGCGCUGCUGCUGCUCUGCGCCGGGCUCCUGGGCGCCCCUGCCCGCGCCGCCAGCCUGCCCGCGAGCCCGUUAGAACAGUUUCACUUCAAGUCAUGGAUGUUGCAGCACCAAAAGAAAUACAGCCCAGAGGAGAACCACCACAGGCUGCAGACCUUCGUCAGCAACUGGAGGAAGAUAGCCGCCCACAAUGCUGGGAACCACACCUUCACGAUGGGACUGAACCAGUUUUCAGAUAUGAACUUUGCUGAAUUCAGACGCAAGUAUCUUUGGUCAGAACCGCAGAAUUGCUCAGCCACCAGAGGUAACUACCUUCGGGGUGCUGGUCCCUACCCACCUUCCAUGGACUGGCGGAAAAAGGGAAAUUUUGUCUCAUCAGUGAAAAAUCAGGGCGGCUGUGGCAGCUGCUGGACUUUCUCCACCACGGGGGCCCUGGAGUCCGCGGUUGCCAUCGCUGGUGGGAAGCUGCUAUCUCUGGCAGAGCAGCAGUUGGUGGACUGUGCUCAGGACUUCAAUAACCAUGGCUGCCGAGGGGGUCUCCCGAGCCAGGCCUUCGAGUACAUCAAGUACAACAAGGGCAUCAUGAGUGAAGACACCUACCCCUACAAGGGCCAGGACAGUGACUGCAAGUUCCAGCCCAGGAAGGCCAUUGCGUUCGUCAAGGAUGUGGCCAACAUUACAAUCAAUGAUGAGGAGGCCAUGGUAGAGGCGGUGGCCCUGUACAACCCUGUGAGCUUUGCCUUUGAGGUGACCGACGACUUUAUGAAGUACACUAAGGGCAUCUACUCCAGUACAUCCUGUCACAAAACUCCUGAUAAGGUAAACCAUGCGGUGCUGGCUGUUGGGUAUGGAGAAGAAAAUGGGGUGCCUUAUUGGAUCGUGAAGAACUCCUGGGGCCCCAACUGGGGAAUGAAUGGGUACUUCCUCAUCGAGCGUGGGAAGAACAUGUGUGGGCUGGCAGCCUGCGCCUCCUACCCCAUCCCCCUGCUGUGAAUGGCCGGCUGGCCACAGCAAGGGGCUCCCGCCGCGGCCCAGGGCGCUUCAUCAUACCCGUCGUCCCUCGAAACCUAAGAAAAAACGGAAGAAUUCCAGCAGUAUCAAGCCACCCACAUCUGCUGACGAAAAGGCCUCAGGUGUGAUUUUUAACAAUCACACCCACGUGGGCCGGGAAUGUUCUUGACCUGCGCCUGGCCGCGUUUCGCAUAUGGAGAGCACCCCAGCGACUCUCUUUGGGGCUUCCCCUCAAUAAACCUCUGGUGAUCACCUCCCCGA